Messenger RNA from Perognathus longimembris pacificus (Pacific pocket mouse), 3723 nucleotides. RefSeq names its product ADAM metallopeptidase with thrombospondin type 1 motif 16 (gene Adamts16). Gene Ontology annotation, cellular component: extracellular matrix. The record is from RefSeq and is a predicted model, not a curated record. Gene Ontology annotation, biological process: proteolysis; extracellular matrix organization. Lineage: Eukaryota; Metazoa; Chordata; Mammalia; Rodentia; Heteromyidae. The coding region runs from base 1 to 3723 and encodes 1240 amino acids. The transcript is spliced from 23 exons. Gene Ontology annotation, molecular function: metalloendopeptidase activity.
AUGGGCGCGGCGAGGACCGCGGGCCGCGGCGCCGGGGCCGGCCUGGCGCUCCGGGGACUGCUGCUGGCGGGCGUCCUCCUGCGGUGCCGACCUGUUGCUGCCGUUUCCCCGCAGGCACCUGCGCGCGCCCUGGGAGCCGCAGCGACCGCGGCCGGGAGCCCCGGCGGCGCCCCGAGCCCGCCUCCCGCGGAGCGGCCCGGCGGAGCAGAGGGAGGCGAGUACGACCUGGUGUCGGCUUAUGAGGUUGACCACCGGGGAGAGUUCGUGUCCCACGAAAUCACGCACCACCAGCGGCGCCGGCGCGAGGCGGACCAGCAGGGAGGGGGCACUCUGCACCUCCGGCUGAAGGGGAUCAGGCACGAUUUCCACCUGGAACUGGAGGUUGCCAGCCGUCUGCUGGCUCCCGGGUUUCUGGUUCAGACCCUGGGCAAGCGGGGCACCAAGUCAGUGCGCGCGUUCCCGGCCGAGGACCUCUGCUUCUACCAAGGCUCCUUGCGCGCCCACAGGAAUUCCUCGGUGGCCCUUUCCACCUGCCAAGGCUUGUCAGGCAUGAUAAGGACAGAGGAAGCAGACUAUUUCCUGAAGCCACUUCCUGAAAGCCUGGCAGGGACACUGAGUGGUCAUCCUCCCGCCGGCCCUUGCUCUCCCUCCCACAUGCUCUACAAGCGAUCCACAGAGCCCCAGGCGCCCCAGGCUCCAUGGGCCAACGAGAUCCUGACGGUGGCCCGGAAGCGAGAGCUGGCGAGCCGAAGCCUCCGCGAUGACAGCCACGGUCCCGGGCUCCAACAAAAGCAGCACUUCUGUGGAAGACGCAAGAAAUACAUGCCCCAGCCUCCCACGGAAGACCUUUUCGUCCUACCUGACGAGUACGCACCUGGCCCGAGACACAAGCGCUCCCUCCUCAAGUCGCCGCGACAGGAGGAGCUGAACGUGGAGACGUUAGUGGUGGUGGACAACAAGAUGAUGCAGAACCACGGGCACGACAACAUCACCACCUACGUCCUCACCGUGCUCAACAUGGUGUCUGCCUUGUUCAAGGAUGGGACAAUAGGAGGAAACAUCAACAUAGCCAUUGUAGGGCUCAUUCUUCUGGAAGAUGAACAGCCUGGCCUGGUGAUAAGUCACCACGCAGACCGCACUCUAAGUAGCUUCUGCCAGUGGCAAUCUGGACUGAUGGGAAAAGACGGAACCCGCCACGAUCAUGCCAUCUUGCUGACCGGUUUGGAUAUAUGUUCGUGGAAGAAUGAACCCUGUGAUACUUUGGGGUUUGCGCCUAUAAGUGGGAUGUGUAGUAAAUACCGCAGCUGUACCAUUAAUGAGGACACUGGACUUGGACUAGCCUUCACCAUCGCCCACGAGUCUGGCCAUAACUUCGGUAUGGUGCACGACGGGGAAGGGAACGUGUGUAAGAAGUCCGAGGGCAACAUCAUGUCCCCCACGUUGGCCGGACGGAACGGGGUCUUCUCCUGGUCACCUUGCAGUCGCCAGUACUUGCACCAGUUUUUAAGCACCGCGCAAGCCGUGUGCCUUGCGGAUCAGCCAAAACCUGUGACAGAAUACCAGUACCCCGAGGAGCUGCCGGGGGAGCUGUACGACGCCAACACGCAGUGCAAGUGGCAGUUUGGAGAGAAAGCCAAGCUCUGCCUGCUGGGCUUCACCAAGGACAUUUGCAAAGCCCUGUGGUGCCACCGCGUUGGAAGGAAAUGUGAGACCAAAUUCAUGCCUGCCGCCGAGGGCACUGUGUGCGGGCAGGACAUGUGGUGCCGUGGCGGGCAGUGUGUGAAGUACGGCGACGAGGGCCCCAGACCCACUCACGGCCAUUGGUCAGACUGGUCUCCGUGGUCGCCUUGCUCCAGGACCUGUGGAGGAGGAGUAUCCCACAGGGACAGACUCUGCACAAACCCCAGACCGUCGCACGGGGGGAAGUUUUGCGUGGGCUCGACGCGCGCCCUGCAGCUUUGCAACAGCCAGAACUGUCCGCGGGGCAGCCCGGACUUCCGCGCGGCCCAGUGCGCGGAGUACGACAGCAAGCGCUUCCGGGGCUGGCACUACAAGUGGAAGCCCUACACGCAAGUGGAAGAUCAGGACUUAUGCAAACUCUACUGUAUCGCAGAAGGAUUUGAUUUCUUCUUUUCUUUGUCAAAUAAAGUGAAAGAUGGGACCCCAUGCUCGGAGGAUAGCCGUAAUGUUUGUGUAGAUGGGAUGUGUGAGAGGGUCGGCUGUGACAACGUCCUGGGAUCCGACGCCGCUGAGGACUCGUGCGGAGUGUGCAGAGGGAACAACUCGGGCUGCGCCCUGCACCGGGGGCUCUACUCCAGGCAGCACCCCGCCCGCCACUACUAUCACGUGGUCACCAUUCCUCCGGGCGCCCGGAGUAUCCGCGUCUACGAGACCAACGAAUCUACCUCCUACCUUUCGGUGCGCAAUGCCCUCAACACGUACUACCUGAACGGACACUGGACGGUGGACUGGCCCGGCCGGUACCGGUUUUCGGGAACUGCCUUCGACUACAAGCGGCCCUUUAAGGAGCCAGAGAGCUUAACCGCCGCUGGACCCACCAAUGAAACCCUGGUGAUAGAGCUUCUGUUCCAGGGCAGGAACCCAGGAGUGGCCUGGGAAUACUCGCUGCCUCGGGAGGGGGUGGAGAGGAGGCCCCCGGCCCCGCCCAGCUACGCGUGGGCCGUCCUGCGCUCCGACUGCUCCGUCUCCUGUGGGGGAGGGCAGAUGACCACCAGGGAAGGCUGCUUCCGAGACCUGAGGGUUCCCGUCAAUGCCUCCUUCUGCAAUCCCGAGACCCGGCCUGUCACGGGGCUGGUGUCCUGCGAGCGGCCGGCCUGCCCCCCCAGCUGGUCUGUGGGGAACUGGAGCGCCUGCAGCCGGACGUGCGGCGGGGGCACCCAGAGCCGCCCCGUCCGGUGCACCCGGCGGGCCCGCGACCGCGCCGAGCCCGUCCCCGCCGGCCGCUGUCCCCGGCCCGCGCCCUCGGCCCGCCGGGCCUGCCACGCCCAGAGCUGCCCGCCCGCGUGGAGCACGGGGCCCUGGGCGGAGUGCUCCCGGAGCUGCGGGAAGGGCUGGCGGAAGAGGAGCGCGGUGUGCAAGAGCACCGACCCGGGGGCCGGGCCGCAGCUGCUGCCCGGCGCUGCCUGCGCCGCGGAGCCCAAGCCCAGGCUGCAGGAGGCCUGCGCGCUCAAGCGCUGCCCCAAGCUGCGCAAGCUGCGGUGGCUCGUGUCCGCCUGGGCCCAGUGCUCGGUGACCUGUGGGAGAGGAACCCAGAAACGAUUCCUCCGGUGCGCCGAGACGUACGUCUCCGGCAAGUACCGCGAGCUGCCCUCUAAGAAGUGCUGGCUUCUGCCGCGGCCGGACCUGGAGCUGCAGCGCGGCUGCGCCCUGCCGCCCUGCCCCCUCCGCGUGGCCACGGGCCCCCCGCGGGGCAGCUGGUCUGCCUCUCCCUGGUCCCAGUGCACAGCCAGCUGCGGAGGCGGCGUGAAGAGAAGGACCGUGCAGUGUCUGUCGGGGGGCCGGCCGGCCUCCGGCUGCUCCCCGAGCCGCAGGCCCGACUCCUCCCUGGCCUGCAACACACACUUCUGCCCCGUGGCGGAGGAGAAAGACGCGGCCUGCGGGGACCACUUCCCCUGGUGCUACCUGGUGCCCCAGCACAGGAUGUGCAGCCACGGGUUCUACAGCCAGCAGUGCUGCGAGACCUGCGCAGAGUCCAACCUGUGA